AUGUCUCGGUCCUUCAAAGGGUGCAAGCGAUGCAAAGCAAGGAGGCAGAAAUGCGACGAGCAACAUCCAGAAUGUGGUCGAUGCAAGGCAACCGGAGUGCAAUGUAGAUAUGCCAUGGAGCUACAAUGGGGUGGACGAGCCUUUUCACGAUCAAGAUUUGGCGCCUGUGGGCCCGGAAUGCAGAAAUUGGAAUAUUCUCCGGGCGAGUUUAUUUAUACUACAGGGAAGUCCGAAAGUACUUCACCUGUAGAGUCAUUAACAACUAUUCCCGUUUCUUCGCCGUCCUCUUCACCAUCUGCGGACUUACCAAUAACGCGCGGAAUUGACCCCUUUUCGUCCUUAUCACCCAGUCAAAAAGCGCUGCUCCAUCAUUUUAUCAGCGAUGCAUCACGUGUCACGUCAUGUCAUAGUGGCAUGCAGCAAGAUAUCUGUCAGAUGAUUGUCCCAAUGGCUCUACAAACACCAUCUCUUCUAUAUGCAACCAUGGCCUUGUCCGCUAUUCAUAUUGAGGCAUUGAAUAACCAUUCCGGCACCGUCAAGGCUGCACCAGAUAUUGCUCGAUUGAUGGCACGGAGUCUGGAACAUUUCCGCCUGGAACUACAGGAUUCCUCACGCAAAGGCUCGGACGUCCUCUUGGCCACGGCACGCACUCUCUGUCUCGCCGAGAUACACUCUGGCGCUAUUCAGCCGAACACGUGGAGGGCACAUGUCGAAGGAGCCAAGGCAUUGAUGAGCACAAAAACACCUUCGUCGUACACCCCGGCAACGGGUUUUCGCAAGUACCUCGAUCGCUGGUAUCGAUCGAUAGUUGCUCUCACGGCGCUCAACGGGAAUGGGCCUCCUAUUGGUGAGACGUGGGCUCAUACAGACACGACAGUAUCCGAUGACCCGGAUUAUCUGGAUGACUACUGGGGGUUCACUGUCCACUUGGCCCGUAUUUUCCGGGAGAUUGGAGCUUUAGCUUGGCAGCGACAUCAAGACAACAUCACCACAUCCCAGUUCAAAACCUUGGAGCCAAUCAAGGAGGAGGAAGAGAAGGAUGUAGAAUCGAAUAUAGAUGAACAGGCAGCGAGGUUGGAAAAGUCAGUCCUUGGAUUGAUUGCUCGUUACAAUCAAAAUGCUGGACUUGUUUUCUAUCCGGGAGUGAAAGAAAAACUGUCCGAGGAGUCAAUACGGGAGUUCAUGCUAUGCAACGAAGCUUUCCAACACACUGCGCUAAUACACAUUCACCGGCGAGUACGCAAAGUGCCUGCUACUUCACCUGAAGUGCAGUACUCCGUGAAACGGAUUCUAGCAUGUACAUCCCAAAUCGCUCCGAGCAGCGGGUUGAGUCCUUGGGUAAUGCUCACCACACCACUCUUUACUGGUGGUUGUGAGGCGCUAGGUGAGGACCGGGAAGCAUUCAAGCAACUGCUUACGUUAUUGCAUAAUACAACACGCAUCCCGAACGUCUUGCAGUCGCUCGAGUUCCUGGAGAAAUAUUGGGCUCAUGGAGCACAGAAUAAGAAUGAAGAUUGGAGUCAUUUCCUAGAUCGAAUGAGCUUCGACUUCAUUCCGUAUUAG
Talaromyces marneffei is the source of this 1563-nucleotide messenger RNA. RefSeq lists its product as uncharacterized. The coding region runs from base 1 to 1563 and encodes 520 amino acids. Gene Ontology annotation, molecular function: transcription cis-regulatory region binding; DNA-binding transcription factor activity, RNA polymerase II-specific; zinc ion binding. The record is from RefSeq and is a predicted model, not a curated record. Gene Ontology annotation, biological process: positive regulation of transcription by RNA polymerase II. NCBI's taxonomy places the organism in Eukaryota, Fungi, Ascomycota, Eurotiomycetes, Eurotiales, Trichocomaceae. Gene Ontology annotation, cellular component: nucleus. The transcript is spliced from 4 exons.